UCGUGUUAGACAGCACAUUUCUACAUGAUCGUUUAUGGAUGCGCUUCACUAGAAUAUAAUGAUGAUGUGUAUUACGAUUUGGGUUGAUAAAUAGGCAUUUAAUUGUUAUUAACGCCAGAACAUAAUGUAAUGUUCUCACAAUGUAUACACUUCAAACGACAACUUUGUUUUUAUUCGGAUUUUUGAUUGAUUCAUGCAAAGGCGCAGAGUGUGGCGGGGUCCUGACAGAUCCAUUAGGUGUCAUUACGAGCCCCAACUUACGGUCGAAUUACAGUAACGAGGUUCAUUGUACCUGGGUCAUCAACGCACCAGAGGGCUACCAGAUCAAUGUUAACUUUACAGACUUUGCACUUGAGGUACAGUCUGUACACUCCACUUGCCUUAAUGACUACCUGGAGCUCUUCCACGGACCAAACGACUCCUAUCCAUCUGUCGGGAAAUUCUGCGGAACAACGCCACCAAUGGGAUUUAAGUCGCGGUCGAACUCUGUCAGUAUUGUCUUCUCUUCAGGCUCCGGCGUUAGCGAAAGGGGGUUCAAUCUGACGUACACAUUUUCCGUACAAGGUAUCAUGUAUAUGGGCUGCUAUCAGGAUAGCGACAACCAAGUCCUUACAGAUUAUGAUUACUUUUCUGAUUCGAAUUCACCAACCGAGUGUUCAAAAAACUGCAGCCACUACAAGUUUUCCGGAGUGAAGGCACAGACUCAUUGCCGCUGUGGAAAUAGCCUUAAUUAUGCAACUCAAGCGCGUGAGUCAGAGUGUUAUGCCAGUUGUCCAGGCGACAGAAGUCAGAUAUGUGGCGCUCGUUGGAGGAUUAACCUCUACAGACAUUGGGGCUGCCCACUCGGAAGUUACAGUGUUAACUGUUCCAAGCAAUGCCAUUGCCGUGUGAGUUCAUGCGACGAUGUUACGGGUGCAUGUGGAAAUGGUGGCUGUAAAGACGGAUGGAAAGGAAUAGCGUGUAAUGAAAGCUGCCCAAUCGGCAGUUACAGCGUUAACUGUUCCAAGCAAUGCCAUUGUCAUGAGGGUCCAUGCGACGGUGUUACGGGUACAUGUGUAAAUGGUGGCUGUAAAGACGGAUGGAAAGGAAUAGCGUGUAAUGAAAGUAUGAUUUAUAUGGGCUGUUAUCAAGAUAGCGGAGGAAACCGAGUCUUGGCAGAUUAUGAUUACUUUUCUGAUUCGAAUUCACCAACCGAGUGUUCAAACAACUGCAGCAACUACAAGUUUUUCGGAGUGGAGGCGUGGAAUCAUUGCCUCUGUGGUAAUACGAUUAAUUCUGCAACCCAAGCAAUAGAGUCAGAGUGUAAACUAUUUUGUCCGGGCAAAGUUUUCAAGAUAUGUGGCGCUGAUUGGAGGAUUAGCCUCUACAGACAUUGGGGCUGCCCACUCGGAAGUUACAGUGUUAACUGUUCCAAGCAAUGCAAUUGUCGUGUGAGUUCAUGCGACGAUGUUACGGGUGCAUGUGGAAAUGGUGGCUGUAAAGACGGAUGGAAAGGAAAAGCGUGUAAUGAAAGCUGUCCACUCGGAAGUUACAGCGUUAACUGUUCUAUGGAAUGCCAUUGUCGUGAGGGUCCAUGCGACGGUGUUACGGGAACAUGUGUAAAUGGUAGCUGUAAAGACGGGUGGAUAGGAAUAGCGUGUAAUGAAAAGUGUGGCGGGGCCCUGACGGAUCAAUUUGGCGUCAUCACGAGCCCCAACUUCCCGUCAAAUUACAACAGCAAAGUGCACUGUACCUGGGUCAUAAACGCACCAGAGGGCUACUGGAUCAAUGUGAAAUUUAUUGAGUUCGCACUGCAGAGCCACUCCAACUGCGAUUAUGACUACCUGGAGCUCUUCAACGGACCUGACGCCUCCUAUCCGUCUAUCGGGAAGUUCUGCGGGACAAUGCCACUUAUGCGAUUUACGUCGCAGUCGAACUCUGCACGUAUUGUCUUCUCCGCAAACUCCGGAGUUAGUGCAAGGGGUUUCAGAUUGACGUACACAUUCACCGUGCACGACAUCAUUUAUAUGGGCUGUUAUCAAGAUAGCGGCAACCGAAUCCUUGCAGAUUAUGAUCACUUAUCUGAUUCGAACUCACCAACCGAAUGUUCAAAACACUGCAGCCACUACAAAUAUUUCGGAGUUGAGUGGUGGAGACAUUGCCUCUGUGGCAAUAGGCUUAAUUCUGCCACCCAAGCGCAUGAGAAGGAGUGUCAUGGUAUUUGUCCGGGCGACAGAAGCCAGAUAUGUGGCGCCCACUGGAGAAUUAACGUCUACAGACAUUGGGACUGCCCACUCGGAAGUUACAGUGCAAACUGUUCCAAGCAAUGCCAUUGCCUAGAGGGCCCAUGCGACGUUGUUACGGGUGCAUGUGGAAAUGGUGGCUGCAAAGAUGGUUGGAGAGGAAUAGCGUGUAAUGAAAACUGCCCACUCGGAAGUUACAGUGCAAACUGUUCCAAGCACUGCCAUUGCCUAGAGGACCCAUGCGACGUUGUUUCGGGUGCAUGUGAAAAUGGUGGCUGCAAAGAUGGUUGGAGAGGAAUAGCGUGUAAUGAAACAGAUGAUCCAAAAACAAUUAUGUGGACUUUAAUUCCAAUCUUCCUGACGAUACUGAUUGGCAGCGCAAUUGCCUUGACUAUUCUUGGCUUGCGCCAAGUAAGAAGGAGAAGGGCUCUGAAUGCCGAUCAAAUGAAUCAACUUCAAUCAUCGAAUAGUCCCCAAGAGAGGAGGGCUCUGAAUGCCGUUCAACUGAAUCAACUUCAACCAUCGAAUAAUCCCCAAGGUGAAGGGAAGAGUUCCCAGAAUGCCAUUCAAUCGAAUCAACUUCAGUCAUCGAAUAGUCCCCAAGUUGAUACAGUGCGAAAGUACGACAUGCAAGUGGAGACACAUAACGCAGAGGCAAAAGAGGAGAAAAAUAACGACAACAAGGUGAUCAAUUCCUCAGACUUCGUAAUUUAGGAUAAUUACAGUCAAGGAGAGAAAACAACGAAUACGUAAACGAAGAGUUCUAUUUUGUAGCCAAAUAGAGUAAACCUAUUAUUAUGUCGAAAAAGGCAUUUUAUAUAGCUUGAGUUCUGUGAUUUCAAAUUGUUAAACACCUUAACGCAAAUUUACAUGUUAGUUUUGCAAAUGUAAAUACUUACACCCAUCAUUAGGCAUGCUUUAAAAAAAAUAAACGUCCGAGAAUUAAACUGCUUGAUUAGAGCAUUUCCUGGAUAAAGCUGUAAUGCUGAAAAGAAGGACGUAAUUAUAUUUUAUGCCGUCUAUUUGUGUUUAUAGUAUUCGUUCGUUUGUAUUCUUAUGGGAGGGUGACAAAUUAUCAAGUUUGUUGUCUAAAAUAUAAAGAUCGGUUAUUUUGAGGAAUCUGUACGAUUAAAAAAUCUGGUGAUAAUGCCAAACAUGUUAAUUUGCUCGGCACGAAUACAUUCGCCUUUAGUCAAUUCUAAUUUGUCAAUACAUUUUCUAUCAUGAGUUUAUGAACAUUUGUAUAUGCAAUUAGCGAGCUUCUUCGAGAAUUUUAACAAAAUUCUAGGGUUUGUUUAAUUAAACAUAGUAAGAUACGACGAGUGGUAGCUGUUAAAGCUGCUUAAGAGUUUUACGUUAUUUGCGGAUUUCGUUUAUCAUUUCGCAAAAAAAUGCAUCAUGAUCUGUGUCAUUCUUACAAUAAUAAUCUUACGAAAGCACUAACUGUUAUAUUAUAUAUAUUAUAGAAGAAAACAAAUCACAACAAUUUUGUGAUGUUCGUUUUGCACCAGAAAUAAACAAAAGUUUGUUUUUAAAAUUAUUAUUGUUAUAAACACAGAAAUUUCAAAAUGCGAUGUUAUUGUUUCUUUAUAUUUCUUUAUCUUAACUAUUUAACCAUGUUUAUUUGUGAGGCGAAAAUAUAAUGUAUGACUGUAAAGUUAUGUUAUACAAUGUUAAAAUCUACAUUACAUUUCGUUUCAAGUGUAUUUCUGAAGAAAGAAUGUUAGUUUUUGACCGUAAUUUUACUUGUGAUGUGAAAUAUGUACUGUUAUGUUAUGUCAGUUCGAAUAAUCUAGCCCCUAAAGUGUAUUAUAUGGUUUCCUAUUUGAAUGUUGCAGUUAUUAAACUGUUUUAUAUUAUAUAGCUGUUUUCCUAUUUAAACCGGUUUAUACCCCCUUGGCUUUGCAUUGACAGUUCCAAGGCGUUGACCCAAGCUUUAUUCUUCUAUGUGUGUAUGUUGUUUCGUAUUGUGCUGUUUCGUUCUGUUUUGGCAUUUGGUCAAUUGUUUAAAAUAAAGGACCAACACAUUAAAUUGUAUAUAAAAAGAAUGCAAUACUGCUACAUCAGCUUGAGUUUCACUUCUUUAUAUUGAAUAUGUUAGCCAUUAAAGUGUAUGAUAAUGUAUAGUUUUUCUCCUAUUUGAAUAGUGCAACCAUGAUAUUGUAUUAUAUUGUAAAGCUUUAUGUCUAAUUGGAUGAAUCGACUUUGAAAUAUUUGCAAUGUAUUGUGUUACUCAUUAUUAUUAUUGUUAACUUACGUUAUGCGGUUGUUUGUAACACUCCAAGAGGCCUGUUUUAGAUAGACGAAUAGUUUGCGUAUUUUUAACAAUGAUUCCAAACAUUUUAUUACAGUUUAUAUAACAAAACACAGUAGCUUCUCAAUAUACACAGUGCAAUAGUUUCGCAAUUUCCAUGCCUCAAAAGGAAUGAUUAUUUUAUCCAUGAGCCUUUAAGGAUCGUUGGCUUUUCACUAUGUUUGUUGUAUUAAAGUUUUGCAUUUCUUGUGUUAUUUUGCAUUUCUUACAGAAUUCGUAUAUUUUGGUUGAACAAAAUUUUAGUUCUUUUAAAAUGUAUGUUAUGUUCUAGUAAGCAGUGUAUCCGUCGUUUGCUGGCAGCUUUUCUUCUGCCAUAAAAACAAGUAAGUGUUUGAGCAAAUGAUAGAUGUUUUAUUUAUUUGUUGAUGAACAUUAAUUUAAAAUGAAAUGGUAGCAAUCUUACAAAGCAACCAUGUCUCGAAAACUUUGUUCCCAUCAUUCUCCUGAUUACGAUUUGUUUUUAAAUAACACCCUGAUUUCAGUCUUAAGCUUAUUUUCGUGAGUUUUGUGGUGUAUCAUAAUGAAUGAUGUUGUUUUUUGUCAAACACAUUUUCAAAUUCGUAAUAACCAUACUAUAAUAGCAUGAAGCAUGAUAGUUUCGCUUCGAAAAAUAAAUGAAUGUGUUAUUACGCAUGAAUGUUUUUAGAAAUAUAUUGAAAUAGACAUAAGUGAACAUAAUUAUAGAGCGAACCAUGCAUGUGUAAAGAUUUUUUUUAAACGCGAUUAGAAUACAUAUUAGUUAUUUUUGCAGGAAUAUAGUUUCAAUAACGUAUAUUAAUAUUAAUAUUUUAGUCGAAUAUAUGACAAAUGUAGUUGUUUAUGAUUUAUUCGUUUUGCAAACAAUCCUAAAUGAUCUUUUCUGCAUUUUUGUGUUUGUUUUUAUAUCAGUAUUUUGUCUUAAAAUUUGCAAAAUUCUGUAUAUUUAAAAAUUAAAGUCAUCUUUAUUUUUCAGUAUCGUCUUUUAACAUGUUUGACCCCAUAUAAUUCAAUAUUCCUUUUCCAUAAUUGAUAUGAAGCUAUAGUAAAUACGUUUUUGGCUAUUUGAAUGAUUAUCGCAUUUUUGGAUAACGUGUGUAAUGUACAUUACUGUAAAACGAUGCACAUCUUUGUAAACCUACAUCAUGAUAUAAGAGAGAGCUAUGCUUUGUAUGCUGUAUUGUAUGUAUGAAAAUAAAAUCAUUUGCCUUUAAAACAA
Messenger RNA from Dreissena polymorpha, 5731 nucleotides. Its product is annotated as multiple epidermal growth factor-like domains protein 10. The record is from RefSeq and is a predicted model, not a curated record. Lineage: Eukaryota; Metazoa; Mollusca; Bivalvia; Myida; Dreissenidae. The transcript is spliced from 25 exons. Bases 141 to 2936 code for a protein of 931 amino acids.